CAUUAGACUUGGUUCAAGAACUGAAGUAUAAUGGGCUGCAGAUGGACAGCGUGAUGUAUGGGACACUUUUGGCAGUUUUUGCUUCAAAUAAUCAAUGUGAAGAAGCAGAGAGUUAUUUUAACCAGAUGAGGAUGAAGGAAGGCAGAGGAAUUGGUGCAAGACAUGAAAUCUUUGGGGUUAGUACCAAAUAAGGUAAUACGGACAACUUUGUUAAAAGUGUAUGUUAGAGGAGGAUUGUUUGAAAAAUCCAGAGAGCUUUUACUUGAACUAGAAGCUUUGGGCUAUGCAGAAGAUGAGAUGCCCUACUGUUUGUUGAUGGAUGGUCUUGCCAAGGCUGGGAAUAUAAAUGAAGCAAGAUCAAUUUUUGAUGAAACGAAGGAAAAAGGUGUUAAAUCUGAUGGCUAUUCUCACAGUAUCAUGAUUUCAGCAUAUUGCCGAGGGGGGUUUUUUGAAGAGGCGAAGCAGUUGGCCAAGGAUUUUGAGGCCGAAUAUGACAAAUAUGACUUGGUUAUGUUAAACACAUUGCUCUGUGCCUACUGCAGAGCUGAUGACAUGGAAAGUGUGAUGCAAACAAUGAUGAAAAUGGAUGAAUUAAGAAUCAGUCCUAGUUAUACUACUUUCCAUAUCCUCAUAAAAUAUUUCUGCAAGCAAAAGCUGUAUCUCCUUGCUUACCGGACAAUGGAAGACAUGCAUAGGAAAGGGCACCAGCCACAGGAGGACAAUACUGAAUUGAUUUCGCAAGCUGCUAUAAAGAAGUUUGCAAAUGCAUUUAUGAAGCUCGGUAAUAUCAAUAUGAUAAAUGAUGUUAUGAAGGUUAUUCAUGGUUCUGGAUACAAGAUUGAUCAGGAACUAUUUCAGAUGGCUAUAUCACGUUAUAUUGAAAAUCCUGAAAAGAAGGACUUGCUUCUUCAAUUGCUGCAAUGGAUGCCAGGCCAAGGUUAUGCUGUUGAUUCCUCAACAAGAAACCUGAUUCUUAAGAACUCACACUUAUUUGGUCGCCAGCUCAUUGCUGAGAUCUUGUCCAGGCAGCAGAUGAUGUCCAAAGCCCUAAAAUCUCACUAGACAAAGGAUAUGUGAAUUUGAAACUAAAAGACUUCCAGAGUUGGUUAAAACCAGAUACUUGGUGUUUCUCUUGCUGGAAUUGAUGAUUCCAUCCCAAGGACUAUAAAAGGUUGGGAGACUCUUACUUCAUGAUCUCAUUGCCUAACAUAUCUCAAGUUAUUGACAGUUGGAGUUGCAGAAGGGAGCUGGGCUGAUGAGAUAUUGAAAGAAUUAAGAUUUCCCUGGGUUAUUAGCUGAAAAUGGUAGGGCUGCCCUAGGUUUAGCCAUUCAUACAUUUUCUUUGUGCUAUUUCCAUCUUUUUUUUUUGUAGAUGAAGGGUAUUUGUAACCAUUAUGUUUUGGAAGAUACAAUUGGGCAGCACAUUUCCUAUUAUAGAGGAGCUUGGAUAAUCUAUGAGGAAAACAGAUUGUUGUUGGAUCAUAUAUGUAUAUUAGCUGCUAAAUGAAAAUAAAGAUAGGCAUGUUGGAUCAAA
Molecule: messenger RNA, 1534 nt
Organism: Hevea brasiliensis (rubber tree)
Lineage: Eukaryota; Viridiplantae; Streptophyta; Magnoliopsida; Malpighiales; Euphorbiaceae
Product: pentatricopeptide repeat-containing protein At1g10910, chloroplastic
Exons: 8
Coding region: 163-1062 (299 amino acids)
Molecular function (GO): protein binding
Source: RefSeq, a predicted model, not a curated record